UAUAUAAGGAGUAAAUUUCUCUUCAGCGGUACACAGUUCCAUUGUGAUAUUUCAACGAGUCAAUACCACACAAAAGGAUAGUUGAAAUGAAGGCUUUAUUUGCUGCAGUAGUUUUGGUUGCAAUUGUCCAGGCACAAUCGCUAACAGAUAAACAAAAAGAGCUCCUAGCUCAACACUACAAAGAAUGCAUUGAAAAAUCCAAAGUCGAUCAGGCAAUUCUCCAAAAAGCACGUGCCGGUGACUUCGUUGAUGAUGCCAAAUUGAAAGACCACAUCCUUUGCGUUACACAAAAAAUGGGUUUCCAAAACGAAGCCGGGGCCCUGCAAAAAGAAGUCAUCGAACGAAAACUUAAAGAAGCCGUUAAAGGAGAUGAAGCCAAAGCUAAGCAAUUGAUCAAGGCUUGCGCUGUAGCUAACUCUGAUCCAAAAUUGCAAGCGUUUAAUGCUUUCAAAUGCAUUUACCAGAAGGCUAACAUUAACUUGUUGUGAAGUUCUUUUGUUCUGGCACCAUGUGUUCUGAUCUAAUGUCGAAGUAAAUUGUUUUGACUAAAUAUCUUGAAUGUUUUAUUUAACCUGCCUCAAGGUUUCACAUUAUAAAUGUAUAAUUUGUGGUCCAUUCAACUUAGAACCACCGUAUUUCAGACUCAUUCCAGAA
This is a messenger RNA of Ceutorhynchus assimilis (cabbage seed weevil), 654 nucleotides long. NCBI's taxonomy places the organism in Eukaryota, Metazoa, Arthropoda, Insecta, Coleoptera, Curculionidae. The record is from the annotation of a GenBank genome assembly.